This is a messenger RNA of Salvia miltiorrhiza (redroot sage), 1134 nucleotides long. RefSeq lists its product as uncharacterized. Gene Ontology annotation, molecular function: nucleic acid binding. The transcript has 2 exons. The record is from RefSeq and is a predicted model, not a curated record. The coding region runs from base 1 to 1134 and encodes 377 amino acids. Lineage: Eukaryota; Viridiplantae; Streptophyta; Magnoliopsida; Lamiales; Lamiaceae. Gene Ontology annotation, biological process: DNA integration.
AUGCAAGAGACCGGGAAGAAGUUUGAGAAACUCAAAAUACAACAACUGCCGAGGGAAGAGAACCAGAAGGCAGACCUCUUGGCCAGAGUAGCCAGCGCAAUCGAACAAACUUGGAGCGAGGACAUCACUUUGGUGUUCGAACCUACGAGGGAAGCGGUUGCACAAGUAUACAACAUUGAAACUAGGGAUGAUUGGAGAACUCCCAUCAUAUACUAUCUGAAGAAUGGUGAACGAAUGAAAGAGGAUACUUCACGAUACGCCAAAUAUGAGAAUUAUUGCCUCAUUAGCGACCAGCUUUUUAAAAGAUCCUUCACACACCCAUUUCUGAAAUGUUUGGCUCAUGAAGAAGCACAGUUUGCCUUAGAAGAGAUCCACCACGGGUGCUGUGGUAAUCAUGCCGGGUACAAGGACUUGACAAGGAAAGUGAUCAGGGCAGGAUUCUAUUGGCCCGGAAUCAAAGGCCUUCAUGCAAAAUUGCGAGGCCUGUCAGAGGGAAUCGACAUCGUAGGUAAACUACCAACUGCUCCAGGAGGCAAAUAUUUUCUCAUAGUCGCUGUGGAUUACUUCUCUAAAUGGAUCGAAGCAGAGGCUAUCACAAAAAUUGAUGAUAGCACGGUGGAGAAAUUCCUAUGGAAAAACAUCUGCUGUCGGUAUGGGGUGCCAAGGAUCUUGGUCUCGGACAAUGGAACUCAAUUUACAAGUAAGAGGAUAGAGGAUUUUUGUUCCCGGAUGGAUGUCACACAGAAAUUCAUGUCAGUGGCGCACCCCCAAGCCAAAUGGGUUGAGGAGUUGGACACCGUGUUAUGGGCACUUAGAACCAGUCCGAAGACCGCAAUCGGAGAAGCCCCUUUCACUUUGGUGUACGGUUCAAAUGCUGUGGUACCUGCUGAGGUAAGACUGGAAUCCUACCGGAUCAUUACCUACGACACCGCACAGAACGAGGAAUUGCGUCGACUUGAUCUAGACUUGAUUAAGCUGCAGAGAGAGGAAGCUCAAGUGAGAGCAGCAAAGUACAAAAGCAUUAUCAAGGCUGGUUACGAUAAGAAAGUAAAGUUGUGCAGGCUUGAGAAGGGAGACUUAGUACUCAAAAGAGUAGAUAUCUUGAUGCCCACAGGAAAAUUCGAAGCUAACUAG